CGUGGGCCACGCUCGCUGCCUCCCCCAGUCCUUUAUUAUCUAGCAAGGCACAAGGUGACCAAACCACCAAGGUAUCGCGCUGAGUGCAAUUUCACCCGUGGCGGUUUUUUGUUGGCGGCGCUGAGACCUCGUGUUCUCCAACACCAAAGACGCCUCCGAUGACAGCUGCUUUUGGUCGGAGUGCUGCAGCCGAAGGGAUACCUCUAACCAGGACCUAACUAUCUCGCAGCGUUGCCCGAAGAGCCCGUCCGAAUUCUCCGCGGCAUUGGGCGCCUCUCGCAUCACGCAGCACCAGAUACCCUGGGAACUGCCGCUAUCCGCUCGCCCACCAUGAAUACCAUUCAGCAGAAGUGCCGCCCCAAGCACCAAGUGCUCGUCUUGAAAUGCUACCCGCGCACCACCAAGGGCGCCGUCGACGUGAAACCGAACUCGAGCGAGCUCAGUUACUUGCUGUUCUACGCCCAGUCGCGACGGUCCAAGAUACAAAAGGUCGGCAGCUUCCUGGAGAAGAAGACGGCAAGCGAUGUCUACCGCCAGCGGAUAGGGAAUGUCCAGGUCACCCUGCAGAUCCUCACGGCUCUGAUCGAAAAGACGCCGAAGGACCUCCCGCUCUUCGCGCCAUGCGUCCUCCACAUCCUUGAGCAGAUCCUCAAGUCACACGACAUCACCAUGGUUGAGUCGUCCAUCCCGACCUUCGAGGCGUUCUGCGCCCACCACGACCCGACCUCCCUCAUGGGCGACCAGGCUUAUCUGCGCCAGUACCUAGACGUCGUGCAGCACUAUGCUUCCCUUGCCUCGACGCGCGCCUUCCCGGGGAAGCUCGAGCCGAGCAAGCCGAUAGCGCUGCGAUGGAGAAAUACGGGUCUCAAAGCCAUUAAGAGCGUUGCUUCGUCCGAGGCCCUCUCCUCCGUCACGACGCAGCAGUACGGCCUGGCCAUACCCAUGAUCCUCGAGAACCUGUGGACGGAUAACGAAGACUUUCUGGACGUGCUCCAUCAGCGAGCGGAGACGGAGGAGAAGUUGGGCGGGGCGUUGUUGAGGAGACGGACAAGUGUCGCAACGGUGCAGACGGCCGAGAGCGAGUCGAACGCGAACCCCAUCGCGCUCGCAGACACGGCCGUGGACAUGGACAAGCUGGCCGAGGAGGACACCGGUGUGCUGGCCAUGGAAUGUAUUCGGCACAUCUUCGUCGGCCCCAACCGGUCGCAGGUCCAUGCCGCCACCGUGGCGCUCCUCGAGUUUAUCCAGGAGCGCGUGGGCCAGCAGGAGGAUGUCGUGAGGACAGACACGAACGGGAGUGACAGCGGCUGGGCUAUCAAGAUGGUCCUCCUGGCUGCCCGAUGGGCGCCCGUUGCGGACCGCUUCACCAUUCUGGUCACGGCCAUGGAGACGCUAGCCCAGCACCCCCUAACAGACGACACGCUGCGGCAGCACAUCGUUCUGGCAGCCAUGAUCGGGGCACUUUUGCGAUCCGACAUCAACCUCAUCGGCCUGAGCGUCAUGGACGUUCUCCUCCAGCUCAUUGCGCAUAUCAGGAGAGUCGUGCAGAUGCCGGGCGACCCGAACAGCAUGCGCACCGAGGCACCUCUUGCGGGCCAGCCUGAUCCGCGUCGCCCGACUGGCGUCCGGUACGCCGAUAAAGCGGAACAAGCUGCUGCCGAGCGCAGAGAUCUGCUGUUCCGUCUUCAAGAAUGCAUUGGGGACCUGGCGACGCAUGUCUACUACGCCGAUCAGAUUUCCGACAUGAUCGCCCUGAUUCUACAAAAGCUAAAGCCCUCUCGAUCCAGCAGCAGCUCGGGAUCGCCUCAUGGAGAGAAGUCGGACAACACGCCCAAAACGUCCGAACCUGCCCUAUCCGACGAGCCCCACGUUGAUUCCCUGUUUGCCCUCACGAUUGCCAAGAUCGCGGCGCUGCGGGCAAUCAAGUCGGUUCUGCUCGUUGCGAAUCCUCGGGCCAAGAUGAGCGGAACCCUGGGCCUGUCCAGAAGCCGCGUCCCCGUCCAGGUCUGGGACGGCACGCAGUGGCUGCUGCGGGACCCCGACGGUCUUGUCCGCAAGGCGUACGCCGACGCGGUCGUGACGUGGCUGGACCGUGAGACCACGAGCGCCGACUGCGUUGCGCGGGAUGAGACGACGCGCUCGAUGCUAAAGCACCGGGAGCUUCCAGGCGCCUCGCUGGCCCGGAGAGCUGUCUCCAGCGCCUCGACCCGGGAAAAGCCCGUCAAAGUCCCGAGGUCGCACUUCCUGCAGCUUCUCCAUCUCGCCAUCUACGACAACGCCAUCCAGUAUCUCGACUACGAGACCGAUAUUGUACUCCUCCACGUCUUGUUGGCAAAGCUGGUAGACAAGCUGGGCGUGAACGCCGUCAGAUAUGGCCUGCCUAUGAUUUUCCGCCUGCAGGAGGACAUCCAGGAUGCCGAGACGCCCAUCUACAAGGUCCGCCUCGGCAGCCUAGUGCACGGGUACUUUUGGUCCCUGACGGAGAAGUUCGAAUUCGAGGGUUCCAUGGUGGGCAGGCUGAUCCACAACGAAAUUGUCCGCCGUCGCAGCAAGCAUUUCUGGGUUGAGGGCGUGCACAUCCCGCCUCCGCUUCUUGACCUGGUGGACACGCCGGGCACGGUCCGAUCUCAGCUGAGACUGCCUCUCGAGGAGAUCGAGUCGGAGGCGCUGCUCCCCUUUGAUGAGCGCGACGCGUUGGUGGAUUGCGUAUGUACGGCAUACCAGGAGCAGGCAGCCUCUCCGCCGCAAAGCCCGGCCGCUAGUCCUGGCCGCAGCUUCUCGCAUCCCAUCUUGGGCUCGACGAUGAGCACCAUCCCCGCUAUUGAGGCCAAGCACGAGCUGCCGGCGCACUUUCGCGAGCAGAUGCUCAGUGAGUGGAGCCGCGACGCCGUCCUCGCCGCCGUGCAGGCGACCAGCAAAUCCGCGUCGCUCAACGGAUCCCGGUCCGGGACCACAGGCACAAACCGCGCCAACGGCGGUCUCACCGCGAACGGACACUACCCCCGACCCGACCGAUCGUCGCCCCAGGACAGCAAGACCAAUCUCCGGCCCUCAACUUCACCCGGCGGAGACAUAGCCAAGGCACGCAUGACGAGUGCCCGCAGUGGACACUCACCCGUCCCGACGGCUAGUGACGCGGGUGGCAACAAGGAGGAGCAGGUCGCGUCGGUCGAGCAGCUCAAGCUCGUGUUGUCCGGCCACCUCCAGCCACCACCCACCAUGCACGGCACGGGCUUCCAGCGGGACGACGAUUCCAGCAGCGACAGCCUCGUAAGCUACGACAUGACCCCCAGCGAGCUGUCCUUCAACCCGCCCACUGCCACUACUGCUGGCGGCGGCGGCAACGAGUCUGCAUUUGCGGGGGACUCAAGCCCCGAGCAGAACCUCCGCCGACCUGUCUCGCGCGAACGGAAAUCCUCUCUCCCCGGCGGCCCGCUCAGUUCACAUCCCGCAGUACCAGAAGAAGAAGCAGCAGCAAGAGCUGCCGCAAAUGGAAGCGAAGGCCACGGCGUCCCACCCGUCCCGCCCAUCCCCACCGGCCUGGCGGUAGACGACAGGAGCGCCGCCCGGUCGUCAAAGACAGCGACGCAGGAUUAUGCUGCAACAGCAGUGCCGAUCCGACCGCGGUCGACAUCGAAGCGCAGCGUGAGGAGCAGGGCGAGCGGCGCUGGGGAGCGGGCGCUCUCCAGCUCGUGGGCUGCCGCGCCGGACGAGAAAUUGCCUGUCAUGGAUCUGAAUGCGCUGUUGAGGGGGAUUGAUGCGCACGUUGGAGAGCGGCAUCUGGGGCAGGGGCAUCUGGGGAGUGUUACGAGGCCGCCUUAUUGAGACCCAUUUCUAUUUAUUUUUUCUUGUCGUUCGGUAUCUUACUUUGGGAGGUUGUCAUAGAUACUAGGUUAGGUUAACUCAGCCAGCUAUGGAGAACUCAAGAGUGGCUUUUUUUUCUUUGUGUUGCUAACACCCCAUGGCGGUUGCGAGUUUUGUUUUAUUUUAAUUUAAAUUGUACGUACAUGUACAAGUACAUUUCGGUGUAUUCUUUGCCUUUCUGGUGUUGCGCUUCGCAUUGUGAACCGGU
Chaetomium strumarium is the source of this 4072-nucleotide messenger RNA. RefSeq lists its product as uncharacterized. Gene Ontology annotation, biological process: protein localization to plasma membrane. The record is from RefSeq and is a predicted model, not a curated record. Lineage: Eukaryota; Fungi; Ascomycota; Sordariomycetes; Sordariales; Chaetomiaceae. Gene Ontology annotation, cellular component: plasma membrane. Bases 331 to 3825 code for a protein of 1164 amino acids. The transcript is spliced from 2 exons.